UCUUCUCAGUUUCACAGGCAGAAUCAUUAGCAAUGAAAAACCGAACUUUGACAGAAUUCAUUCUGCUGGGACUAACAGACAUCCCAGAGCUUCAAAAUAUCAUCUUAAUACUUCUCCUCCUUACCUACAUAAUCAGUAUCUUAGGAAACCUGACAAUCAUCACCCUCACACUACUGGACUCCCAUCUCCACACGCCCAUGUAUUUCUUCCUCUGGAACUUCUCCUUCUUAGAAAUUUUCUUUAUAUCCACUUUCACUCCUAGGCUACUAUUCAGUAUCUCAACUGGGAACAAGAGCAUCAGCUUUGCUGGUUGCCUCACUCAGUAUUUCUUUGUGAUAUUCUUCGGAGCCACAGAGUUUUACCUUCUGGCUGCCAUGUCCUAUGACCGCUAUGUGGCCGUAUGCAAACCCCUACAUUACACGACCAUCAUGAACAGCAGAGUCUGCAUCCAGCUAGUCCUCUGCUCUUGGCUGGCUGGAUUUCUCAUCAUCCUAUCCCCAAUCAUCAUGACCAGUCAACUGGACUUCUGUGCCUCCAAUGUCCUGAAUCAUUAUUUUUGUGACUACGGACCCCUCAUAGAAAUAUCUUGCUCAGACACAAGAGUCCUGGAGCUGGUUGACUUCAUCUCAGCAGUUGUGACGUUGGUGCUCACCCUGAUGCUGGUGAUUCUCUCCUACGCAAACAUCAUCCAGACCAUUCUAAGGAUCCCUUCUGCUCAGAAAAGGAAGAAAGCCUUUUCCACAUGCUCAUCCCACAUGAUUGUCAUCACCCUCUCUUAUGGCAGCUGCAUCUUCAUGUACAUAAAACCUUCAGCAAAAGAUGGAGUUGCCUUCAAUAAGGGAGUCGCCAUACUCAAUACAUUAAUUGCCCCUUUAUUGAAUCCAUUCAUUUAUACUCUAAGGAAUAAACAAGUAAAAGAAGCCUUCAGUAAUGUGGCCAGAAAAAUACCACAUCUUUAUUCAUUUUAG
Molecule: messenger RNA, 968 nt
Organism: Bubalus bubalis (water buffalo)
Lineage: Eukaryota; Metazoa; Chordata; Mammalia; Artiodactyla; Bovidae
Product: olfactory receptor 6C4-like
Exons: 1
Coding region: 33-968 (311 amino acids)
Biological process (GO): G protein-coupled receptor signaling pathway
Cellular component (GO): membrane
Molecular function (GO): olfactory receptor activity; G protein-coupled receptor activity
Source: RefSeq, a predicted model, not a curated record